Pollicipes pollicipes is the source of this 527-nucleotide messenger RNA. RefSeq lists its product as uncharacterized. The record is from RefSeq and is a predicted model, not a curated record. Gene Ontology annotation, molecular function: RNA binding. NCBI's taxonomy places the organism in Eukaryota, Metazoa, Arthropoda, Thecostraca, Pollicipedomorpha, Pollicipedidae. Gene Ontology annotation, cellular component: nucleus. The transcript has 5 exons. Gene Ontology annotation, biological process: DNA alkylation repair; regulation of DNA-templated transcription. The coding region runs from base 36 to 527 and encodes 163 amino acids.
UAGGUACUCUGGCAUGUAAUGAAAGCUGCAGCAAGAUGGACGUCAUGAGGCCAAAACUGAUUUGGGCUAAUGGAGUAUGCUACAGAGUAAACCACAGCCAGAUUUCAAAUGGAGACGAAGAUCCUAACGACUUUAUCAGAGGUGAUGAUGCUGAUUGUGAGGAAGAAGAAAUGAUAUCUCCAGCAGAAAUAGAAGAAUGGAACGGGAAAUUCAGGGUUCUGCUGGACAUUCCAAGUGCACUGUACGGAAGCAUUAUCGGCAGACGAGGAAACUCGUUGCACCAAGUUCAAGAUAACACGGGAUGUAGGGUGACUGUACCACGUGGGGCGAAGUCCAAGGUGUCAGAGGUUGAGGUGGUCGGAGAGCAGCGCCGCCGGGUGGUGCGCGCCUGCAACAUGCUGACGAUGGCGGCGGAGCGCGGCCGCCAGCGGCUCGCGCCCUCGCACUUCGUGGCUGUCCGACUGGCCACCCAGCACGUGCAGAACCGGCUGGAGACGUUCAAGGUGGGCAGCAGCACUGACCGGUGA